GUAUUUCUGAAACUGAUUUCCUGAGAUUCUAUAGUUUGCACAAAAUGGUGCAAAAAACAAAAAAUAUUGAGUAAGUGACAGUUCUGUGGGUGGGAGCACCUUGUUGAUAAGAGAGUUCAGAGGAAAAUGGCCAGAUUGGUUUGAGCUGCCAGGAAGGACAUAAUAACUCAUAUAAUCACUUUUUACAACUUUGGUAAGCAGAAAAGCAUCUCAACAUGCACAAAACAUCAAACUUUGAGGUAGUUGGGCUACAACAGCAGAAGACCACAUUAGGUUCCACUCUUGUCAGCCAAGAACAGGAAUUUGAGGCUAUCAUGGGCACAGGAGCACCCAAACUGAACAGCUGAAGAAUAGGAAAAAAAAAUCACCUGGUCUUUUUCCAGUCUUAUACUGGAAGUAUAUGCCCAUUAUAGCCUCAGAUUCUUGUUUUUGUCCAUAACAUUCCAUGUUUUGGAUCAUGAGCAGAUUCAUUCUUCAUCCACUUUUAACGCUUUGGCUGAGGUUAAUCUUGGUUCCAGAACAUUUGUGGCUCAUCUCUGUAUUUCUUCUUUAUUGGAGCAUUCCAAUCUGACCUUCUGAUUCUUACUGCGCAUGAGUAGUUUACAUCUUGAGGUAUGGCCUCUAAUUUCUGUACUUGAAGUCUUCUUCGAAUUCUGGAUUGUGAUACCCUCACCCCUGCUCUGUGAAGGUUGGGGAUGUCAUUAAUUGUUAUUUUUGGGUUUUUCUUCACAGCUCUCACAAUAUUUCCAUCAUCAACUGCUAUUGUUUUCCUUGGCUGACCUGUUCCAUGUCUGGUUGUUAGUACACCAGUGGUUUCUUUCUUUUUCAGGACAUUCUAAAUUGAUGUAUUGGAUAUGCCCAAUGCUUGUGCAACGGCUCUGAUGGAUUUUCCCUCUUUUCUCAGCUUCAAAAUUGCUUGCUUUUCUCCCAUACACAGCUCUCUGGUCUUCAUGUUGGUUUAUACUUUUUAACAACAAAUUCAAUCUUCACUGAUGAAACCUAGGGCUCAAACCAAGAGAAGAUAUUCAGAGCUAUUAAUUAUUUAAACAGACAAUUUAUCAGGGCACAUCUGGGCAGCAAGAAACACCGAUCAGUCACAUGUUCCAAUAUUUUUGAUCACUUAAAUGAAUGGGUGGGUUCAACAAAAGAUGCCAUGUUCUAAGUUGUUUAACACAUCUAUAUGUAAAUAUAAGGAAAUGAAAGAUGAGAUUCUGAUCUAUCAUCUCAUGUUUAUCUUAUGAUCUCAAACCCAAAUGUCUUCAAUGUAUAGCGAAAACAACAGAAUUGGUUUUAUUGUUCCAAUACUUUCAGAAGAGAUUGUAUAUACCUAUGGCCGCAGCUUGAAGCUUAAGGUGAAAUAUUGCAUUUUAAAUUGCCUAUAUUUACAUUUUCAAAACUCUACUGCACAAUGGAAUUGGUUGUGGGUAGUUUAUAUAUGUAUAUAUAUUUUAUAGUAUGCAGUUUACUUUACCGUAUAGUUUAUAGUCUAUUUUAUGUAUUUGUUGUAUUUAUAGUCAUUGCACUGAUUGUCAUUGUAGUUACUUAUCCUCUUACAUGUCACUCUUUCAUGUUAAUUGUAGCACCAUGAUUUUGGGGGAACUAUAUUUUGUUCCUAACAUUACAUCUGUCUGUGAUGAGAGGAAUGACAAAUAAAAUUCACUAAGCAGAAUACAAAUGAACAAUAAACAAACAAACAAACGAAUAAAUAAAUACAUUGGUGUGCAGUGCUAUCAGAUUGGCCUGGUCUAUCACAUUAAACUGGUACACACUCCCCUACAGCACACCAUGAAUUGUUUGUUUGUAGGAAUGCACUGAUCCCACAUUUUCCAAUUUAAAUAGAGCAUCAAUAUUAUCUCUGAUGAAAAAUCCAGAUGGAUCUGACCAUCUACCAUCUGCCAACACAGGCUGAGCUGGUAGAUCAUCUUUGCCAGCUGCUAAGCACUGAUAUAAAGGAAACAGUUUCUGAAUAAUCACAGCUAAUGCAACACUGUAGACAAAUCGUUUUAAAGAAAAUAACACAACAGUAAGGCAAUUAGAAAUCCCAAUCAUGUAUUUAUCAAUUUAGUCAAGUAAUAAGAAAGCUGGAAAAUAACUUUCUAGCUGGUAAAGAUCAUCUUCCAGCUCAUGGUCUGGCAGCUGCUAACUGCACAGACCUGGACUAUUCAGCAGGGAUUGCUCUGGAUAUUGGCUGAUAUUUAUUAUUGAUCUGAUAAGUUGUCUAAGACUCUUCUCUGCAAGCUUCUGUUGCCAAUGAGUGCAAAACAUCAUACAUGUUCAUGUAAUAAAGUAUGUCAGAAAAUCAGAUUUAAAAAUAAAUAAAUAAAUACAUUAAACAGAAUCUGAUCCAGUCCAAAUAUUAAAUACUGUAUUCUUACUUAAAUACCAUUAAAAAAAAUUCACUCUACAUAAUGUGGGAAAAUUUUCUUUUAAAAGCAGAUUAUAACUUAUUUUUGUAAUGGGAGCAAUAUAAAUGUCUAACAUUAGUACCCCAAUAUAGGAGAACCUCACCCAGACACCCUACUAUAUGCCAAGAGUAAUGCUAAAUUAAAGUUAUAGUGUGCCCUUAAUUCCAGGCUAACUAACUAACUAACUAGCUCAGUGGUCCAUGAGGAGAUGGCAUAAACAAGUCAUUCACUGACCCAUUUAUCCUGUUUCAUCACAUCAUAACUAACAGCCGGAUGGAUAAAAGCUGAAUGGAUACGUCCUAAACCGCAUACCGUGUUAAACAUUAGGUUAUAUCAGAAUCCUACGCCGUUAUAUGUUAUGGAGGAAGCUAUAGCUAAUAAUCAGGAGCUCCAUGCAAGAAAAGAAGGAGCAUAUCAGCAGCGUCCUGCUCUCUCCCUCAGCCGUUAUUUUGAUGGAGGCGCCCUUCACUCCGUUAUAUUCCGGCUUUAAGGGAGCAGGUGCAGGGAAAAGAGGUUAAGCAUCACCACGGAUAAUUAGCAAAACGACCUGAUUUUAAAGCAGCGAGGCGUUUAUUUUCCCGUGUGACAAGAAGAUGGUCGCCAAACAGAGGAUCCGAAUGGCCAACGAGAAGCACAGCAAAAACAUCACGCAGAGGGGCAACGUGGCGAAGACCCUGCGACCACAAGAGGAGAAAUAUCCAGUGGGACCAUGGCUUUUGGCACUUUUCGUAUUUGUUGUUUGUGGAUCAGCCAUCUUUCAAAUCAUUCAGAGCAUCCGAAUGGGAAUAUGAAUCCUGCACCUCCUCUACACAUCCAUGAGAUCUGCGCCUAUUAGGCGCAGUAGUAAGGAAAACUGGAGGCUGCAAUAGUGAUCGUCAGCUCUACGCGAAGGAGCCAAGUCCUGUGCACAGUAUAUGACAUUGCCAUUCACUUGUUUACAGUGUACCUGGAUGACAGGAACAAGUGCUUUUCUACUGAACCAUUGUGGCCGGCUUUGCCACCCUCAUGUCCGAUUUGUGCAAUAGAAUGUGUGCUUUUGUAACCAUUAAUGUUGUGCGACAUUUUGUUUGUAUAUGUUGUUUAUUCUAUUAGUGUCGUGUAUGACGAUUUUGAAAAUAAAUUCUACACAUUUGGGAAAUGUCUGUUUUAGCUUUUGGAAAUAUACAAAGCCUGAUAUCAUGCAGAAGGUAAGAAGAGAGAACAUUUAAUUAUAAAGUAAAUAAUAGAAUUAUAAGCACGAUAGUGAGAACACUUUAUAUCCCCUUCUUUGUUUUGUACAGCUCACAGUCACUAUAAGGAUUGUCCAUUUGAAAUAAUGAAGUGCCAGUUUGGUUAUCUGAUUGCAGUCAGGUUUUAGAUCUACUUUACUAGAAGCCCAAUACAUGAUGAUUCGUAAGAAAGAAAUUCUAAGUGGUUUGAAAUGUCAGGGCUAUAUCAAUCUUGCUCCCGUUCUUGCAAGGACACCUGACCUAAAAGAUGGGCAGAAGGGACAAAAAAACAGGCAAAACAAGUAAAUUGUAGAGAUACUGAAGUAACUGGUUUUGUGUGAAGCAGCCUUGAGAUAACAGAUUAUUAAUCCUUAAGUUAGAUGACACAGUAGUUUACUGCACCUUUUCUUCUUGGUCUCGCAUGCAUGCAUACAUACAUACAUGCAUAGACACACACACACACAUACACACACAUACAUACAUACACACACAACUACUUAAAAUAACACAAAUGUUCUCAGCCAAGGUUCCUUAAACAUUUUAUUGAGAGUUGUGAAGUGCAAUUGAACUAUUUUACACCUUAUCACCGGUUUUGAGAGACAUGCACGCAACGUAAGCAUACAACUUAUAUAUAAAAUGCAGCAAUAAUGCAUAUUAGUUAUUAAUGAUAUUCAGAAUAACUAAGUUGAAGGUUUGAUCUCCAGAGUACUUCACUGUCAAAAACAGAAACAAAUCACAUGGGUGCAAUAUACUUCAAAUAACUUCAAGUGAACAAGGUAUACAGUAGGUGUUAACACAGCCAGGAAGUUGAGUAGUUGUCUUUUGUCCUGUAAAUAUCCUAAGACUGAAACCUCCGUUCUUGUAUAACAGCAUAGAAAAAGUCAAAUAUCUCAGGCAAACCAACAACCCUGUCUUUAGUUUGUACAACCUAAAUAGUGUCUCUUAGUUUUUCUCACAAUAUCACUAUUUUACAGAUUACUUACACUAAAUAUACAAGGAUAUACAGGAGCCCACAUUCAUUCUUCCAUCCAUUCUCUCAGCUCAACAUCUUUUUCCCCAGAUUCUUUUGAGUCACUGCAGUGAAACAGCAGCUUUUAUGUCGCAACAGAUCGAAUAAGGAAUUCAAUGUUAAAUACUGAAAAUCAAUACCUCCCUCCUAGGCAACUUUACUCCCUUCAUUCACCCAGGUAUAAUGAUGACCCUAAUGCAAACAAUUGAGACACCAUCUCGUACACCUUCCACAUAGUUGAUGGUGCACUGAUUAGUUGUUCAACAAAGAAUUUUCACAUUUGUCAUCAUUAAAGUGCUUGCUUUUUGGAGUCUUCAAAAAAGACUGAUCAGCAUUUCCACUACAAAAGUGAGGUAUGGAAACACCAUUACAAAGCCAGAGUUACCACUGAAAAAUGACAUCGCUUAAAAUCCUUUAGACACAGGCACAGUGAUUUGAGUUGUGUCCGCUUCGAAUUUUCUUUCUCCCAACAGUCACAAUCCAUGGAAUUUGGCAAUAUCCAACAUGUCAGCAAACUACUGGACUGUCAGCAGUGUGUACAGCAAUGCAGUGUAGCCUUUGUCAGG
Messenger RNA from Ictalurus punctatus (channel catfish), 5188 nucleotides. RefSeq names its product stress-associated endoplasmic reticulum protein family member 2 (gene serp2). The record is from RefSeq and is a predicted model, not a curated record. The coding region runs from base 2999 to 3196 and encodes 65 amino acids. Lineage: Eukaryota; Metazoa; Chordata; Actinopteri; Siluriformes; Ictaluridae. Gene Ontology annotation, cellular component: endoplasmic reticulum. Gene Ontology annotation, biological process: endoplasmic reticulum unfolded protein response. The transcript is spliced from 3 exons.